Leptopilina boulardi is the source of this 12385-nucleotide messenger RNA. RefSeq names its product hemocytin (gene Hml). NCBI's taxonomy places the organism in Eukaryota, Metazoa, Arthropoda, Insecta, Hymenoptera, Figitidae. The transcript is spliced from 47 exons. Gene Ontology annotation, cellular component: extracellular region; extracellular matrix. The record is from RefSeq and is a predicted model, not a curated record. Gene Ontology annotation, molecular function: chitin binding; protein binding. Bases 43 to 12288 code for a protein of 4081 amino acids.
AGACAUUUAAAAACAAAAUGACAGAAUAAAAUAUUAUUUAAUAUGUUUUUCAAGUUUAUUUGUUUUUUUUGUAUUCUUAUUAGUUUAUCACAGGGGGAAUAUUUCUCUGAAAAUGAAAGAUUUGAGGAUUUACUUUUCAAUGCUCCUAAUACAAAAGGAGUUAAAGGUGGUGUGAAAGGUACGAGAAAAGAUGGUUAUAAAAAGAAAAUUAAAAUUGGAUGCACUUCGACACCUGAGCCACCAAUUAAUGGCAAUAUUAGUUGUACUUCUAAUGGUUCUUUCUUCAGAGAUUGUCAAGCAACAUGUAUAGAAAAUUACAAGUUUCCAAAUGGAAAAACGGAACUUUUAUUAAUUUGUCAAGAUGAAGAAAAAUGGCAAGUGCAGGGAAACGAAUUGAAUUUUUUACCACAUUGCGAACCAAUUUGCCUUCCUCAAUGUCAAAAUAAUGGAAUGUGUAUUGCUCCAAAUCAAUGUAGCUGUACUGAUAAUUUUUCUGGACCACAAUGUCAAUAUGAAAAUAAACCUUGUUUCAAUUUACCACCAGCUAUUCUUAAUGCGAAAAAACAAUGCAAUUCAAAACGAUGUACAAUUGAAUGUUUGAAGAAUUUUACAUUUCCGGAUGGAUCUUCAAUUACAAAUCUUGUUUGUAAAGAUGGAAAUUGGCAACCAACACGAGCUGAUUGGGUUUCUGUUCCCGAUUGUAUUCCUGUUUGCUCUCCACCUUGUAAAAACGGAGGUAUUUGUCUUUCAUUAAACACUUGCCAGUGUCCACCAGGUUUUCGAGGCCCUCAAUGUCAAUAUCUUGAAAGUACAUGUAGUGUAGAUAAAUUGGGCUUCAAUGGCGGUUAUCAAUGUAAUGGUGAUGAAAAUUCAUAUUCCUGUGUAAUUCAUUGUCCGUUGGGAAUUAAUUUUGAUUUUCCGCCCUCUGUCAAGUACACUUGUUUAUAUGAGAAAGGAAUAUUUGAACCACAUCCAAUUCCACAAUGUCUGAUGGAAAAUGGAAUGGAUUUGCAAAAAAUAGAAAAAACAAUUCAAAAUAAUUCAUCUUCAGCAAUUAAAAAGGAAGCUUAUCAAAAUAUUUUUGCAACUCAUGAUUUUGACAAUAUUAUUGAUGAACAAAAGAAAAAUCAUCAUAUGUAUGAUACAACGAAGAAUAAAGUAAAAUUUAUCGAAAAUAAAAGACCAGAGCCAAAAACUUGUUUCACAUGGGGUGGAAUUCAUUAUAAAACGUUUGAUGAAGAAAUUUUUAGUUUUGAGAGCGAAUGUAUUUAUACAUUAGUACAAGAAUCACAAAAUGGACUUUUUACAAUUACUAUUCAAAAUAAUCCUGAAUGUAAAAUUUCUGGAUUAUGUUAUCGAAUAAUAAAAAUUUUUCUCCAAGGAAAAGAAUAUACAAUUUCGCGGAAUAAUCAUGGAAUUCCUGAAUUUCGUAGUGUUAAAAAAAUUUUACCAAUUCCAAUUCAAUUGCCAAAUAUACGUGUUGAUUGGUCAGCACAUUUUGUUAUUGUUAAUUUGGAUACAGUGGGAAUUAGUUUAAAAUCAGAUGGUGCACUAUUAGUACAAAUUGAGGCAACAGAAUCACUUUGGAAUAAAACUAUUGGACUUUGUGGCAAUAUGAAUGGAAAUAUUGAUGAUGAUUUAUUAACAAAAGAGGGUAGUAGACCUAAAAGUAUUGCCACUUUUGCCAGUAGUUGGAAAAUAGAAAAUAUUGGAGAAACUUGCGAUGAAUAUCCAAAUAUCGAUCAUUCGUGUGUAUCAAAUGUGAAAUACGAUCAGGAAGCAACGGAAUUUUGUACAAAAUUAUUGUCUGAUAGUAAAUAUCAGGCUUGCUCGAGAGAAAUUGAUUUGAUGACAUUACACGUGACAUGUCGAUGGGAUUAUUGUGCUUGUAAAAAUUCCGAUAGACGAAAAUGUGCUUGCGACACAAUGAGUGUUUAUGUUCGACAUUGUGCGCAUCGUGGAAUUGUAAAUUUACCGGGAUGGAGAAAUAAUAAUUCAUGUCCUCUAAAUUGUACGAAUGGAAAAAUAUACAUGCCUUGUGGUCCAAAAACACAUCCAUCAUGUGGUACAGAAUUAAUUUCAAAAACAGAUGAUGAUUUUGAUUGCGAGGAAGGAUGUUUUUGUCCAAAUGGUUCCGUUUUUCAUGAGGGAAAAUGCAUUUCACCUGAAGAAUGUCCCUGUCGAUUGAGGGGAAAACUUUUUAAACCAGGAAAAAGUGUGACGAAAGAUUGUAACACCUGUGUAUGUUCAUCGGGAAAAUGGAUUUGUACCCAAGCAAAAUGUAAAGCAAGAUGCUCGAUUGUUGGCGAUCCACAUUAUACAACGUUUGAUGGAAAAAAAUUUGAUUUCAUGGGACAGUGCUCGUAUUAUUUAAUGAAAGCUGCAAAUUAUAGUAUUGAAGGUGAAAAUGAAGCUUGCUCGGGCGCUAUUUCUGAAAGCAUGGGAUUUUCAUCGCCAAUUUCUGGUAUGCCGUCAUGUACAAAAACAGUGACAAUUCGAAUGAAUAACAACGCUAUAAAAUUAAAACAAAAUCGUCAGGUUUUAAUUAAUGGUGAAGAUGUAACGAAAUUUCCCCUAACAAUUGCUGGAGCAAAAAUACAAAUUGCUAGCAGUAUUUUCAUUGUUGUGCGAUUAUUAAAUAAAUUGGAAGUUUGGUGGGAUGGUGUGUCUCGUGUUUAUAUAAAUGCACCGCCAGAAUUUCACGGUGAAACCAAAGGCUUGUGUGGGACAUUUUCCUUAAAUCAAAAGGACGAUUUUCUCACUCCUGAUGGAGAUGUGGAGCAAGCGGUGAUUCCUUUUGGAAAUAAAUGGAAAACCAAUGAAGAAUGUCCUGAUAUUGUUAAAAAAGAAUCAAAUCAUCCUUGUGAUGCAAAUCCUCAAAAGCGAAAUUCUGCAGAGGCACAUUGUUCCCAUUUGUUGAAGAAUACAUUCAAAGAAUGUCACUGGAGCGUUGAUCCUGAACCAUUUUAUAAGGAUUGUUUAUACGAUAUGUGUGCUUGUGAAACAAAUAUUGACUUGUGCCUUUGUCCAACGCUUUCGGCUUAUGCAAAAGAAUGUGCUCAUGAGGGUGUGAAAAUUUUAUGGCGAUACGAAAUUGACGAAUGUCGAAUUCAUUGCUCAGGUGGACAAGAAUAUCAAAUUUGUGGCAAUAGUUGCGCCAGAACCUGCGGGGAUAUAUCUUUUAAUCAAGAAUGCCGUCAGGAGUGCGUUGAGGGUUGCAAUUGUCCUGAAGGUCAAACAUUGGAUGACAAUGGAGAAUGUAUUCCAAUUGGAGAAUGUCCCUGUCUUCAUAUGGGUCUUGAAUUUCCAGCUGGUUAUCGCGAAGUAAGACCCGGUGUAAAAGGCCAAGAAUUAUGCACUUGUGCAGGAGGUGUUUGGAAUUGUCAAUUGGCGAGUCGUGAAGAAAUUGAAGAAUUUCCAGCAAUUGCAGACGUUAAAUAUUCUUGUAGUUCGAAAUUAAAUUUAGAAGUGACAAGUUGCAAACCAUUUGAAUCGAGAACUUGUCGAAAUAUGCAUGAAUUCAUUGUUGAAAAUUCAAUAAUUUGUAAACCUGGUUGUGUAUGUAAAUCAGGAUAUGUUUUAGAUGCAUCAAGUGGAAUUUGCGUUAAAGAAGAAAAUUGUCCAUGUUAUCAUGGUGGACAAAGUUACAAAGAGGGUUCAAUAAUGCAAGAAGAAUGCAACACUUGUAAAUGUGAAACUGGCAAAUGGACAUGCACUGAUCGUAUUUGUUCAGGAAUUUGUUCAGUAUGGGGAGAUUCGCAUUAUAAAACUUUUGACGGUAAAUUAUUUGAUUUCCAAGGUGUUUGUGAUUAUGUUCUUGUGAAAGGAAGUUUGAGUAAAGAUGAAGGAUUCGAUGUUUCUAUUCGUAAUGUACCUUGUGGAACAACUGGAGUUUCGUGUUCAAAAUCGAUAACAUUAAAUGUUGGCGAAGAAUUCAUCACUUUAACGAGAGGAAAAAAAUUACCAAAAACAAAUUUAAAGAGAAUUGCCAUUAGACGAGCGGGUUUAUUUGUAUUUUUAGACGUUCCUGAUUUAGGAUUAGUACUACAGUGGGAUCAAGGAACUCGAGUUUAUGUGAGAUUGGAUCCAAAAUGGAAAUCACGAACAAAAGGUUUGUGUGGUGAUUUUAAUGAUAAUAGUGAAGAUGAUUUUAAAACACCAUCGGGUGGUGUGUCGGAAGUAUCAGCGAAUCUUUUUGGUGAUUCUUGGAAGAAAAAUAGCUAUUGUCCUGAGCCAAAGGACAUUCAUGAUCCAUGUAAAAAAAAUCCCGAGCGUCGUGUUUGGGCAAUUCAAAAAUGUGGAAUUUUGAAAACAGGACUUUUUAAAUUAUGUCAUUCGGAGGUGGAUGUUAAUCCAUAUAUUGAAAAAUGCAUUUACGAUACUUGCAGUUGUGAUUCAGGCGGUGAUUGUGAGUGUCUUUGUACAGCUUUAGCGGCUUAUGCACAGGAAUGUAAUGAAAGAGGAGUUCCUGUAAAAUGGCGAUCACAAAAUUUAUGUCCAAUGCAAUGUGACGAAACUUGUAGUUCUUAUUCGCCGUGUAUUUCAACUUGUCCACGUGAAACUUGCAAUAAUUUAUUUACAUUAAAGGAUUCAUUGCAUUUGUGUGGUCAGGAUAAUUGUAUCGAAGGUUGUUUAACAAAAUCGUGUGAAGCUGGUCAAGUUUAUGCGAAUGACAGUUAUUUAGAAUGUGUUCCUAAGGAAAUUUGCAAUCCGAUUUGUUUAGAAAUCGAUGGGAUAAUUUAUAAAGAAGGAGAUAAGGUAAAGGGAGACGAGUGUCAUAGUUGUUUUUGCAGUAGGGGAAAUUUAAUUUGUAAAGGCGAACCUUGCACUAUUGCGCCAAAAGUAACAAUUGUUCCAAAUGAAGAAUCACGUAAAUGCAUUGAUGGAUGGACACCGUGGCUUAAUAGGGAUGUUCCUCUUAAAGGGAGGAAAGUUUUUGACGUGGAACCACUACCUUCAUCAAUCGAAUUGCUCAACAUUAAAGAUUCAGUUGUUUGCUCUCGGGAGGAAAUGGUUGACAUUAAAUGUCGAACAGUUGGUACGAAAAAAAGUCCAAAAGAAACAGGAUUAGAUGUUGAAUGUAGUUUAGAAAGAGGUCUUUUUUGUCAGUCAAAGCCUAAAGAGGUUCCUUGUGUAGAUUUUGAAAUUAGUGUCUUGUGCCGUUGUAAUCCAGAAACGACUUCACAAUUAAUAACAACGAUCGUUACAUCGUCAUUAUCAUCAUGCGAUGUUAAUCAACCAAAUCAAAUGCAUCCAACUGAUUGCCAUUUAUUUUACCAAUGUGUACCACAAUUGAAUGGAACUAAAUUAGUUGAAAAAAGUUGCGGUUCCACUAUGUUUUAUAAUCACGAGACACAAAUUUGUGACUGGCCAAAUAAUGUUAUUCUAAAAAGACCUGAAUGCACUUUUAGUGUGACUACGGAAAAAAUUUUCAACAAAGAAACUUUUGCAACAGUCGGUUAUGAACUUUGUAAACCAGGCGAAUUUUGGAAUGAGUGUGCUAUACAAUGUAGUAAAACUUGUGAAUAUUAUCGAUAUUCUUUGGAAAAAGAAGGAAUUUGUAAUGCAACUAAUGAUUGCAUUCCAGGUUGCACAUCAAUUGACAAUCCAUUAUGCUUGAUAGGUCAUAAAUUUUGGCGUGAUAAAUUCACUUGUGUGAGCAUUUCCGAUUGUCCUUGUAUUUCGCAUAAUGAAGAACUGGUUAAACCUGGAAUGCUUGUACAAGAAUCAAAAUGUGAAAAAUGUCAAUGUAUAAAUAAUUUUUAUACAUGUGACAAAUCAUCUUGUGAUGAUAAUAUUAUAAUUGAACCUCCAAUGCAUUGUGAUGAGGAACAUUUAAUUUCUCUCAUUAAUGGAAAAAAUCCUUUACCUAAUGAGGCAUUCAACUCGAGUAGUAUAUUAAGUGAAAAAUAUAAACCAUCGGAUGCUAAAUUAAAUAAUAAAGUUUCUGAUUAUUCAGCGGGUAGUUGGUCACCAAAAGACAUGAAUAGACAACAAUGGAUUUCUGUGGAAUUUCCAAAAUCAACACCAAUUUAUGGAAUUAUUACACAAGGAAGUCCAUUAUAUAAAGAAUUUGUUGAAUCAUUUUAUAUUUUUUAUUCACCACAUGGAGAUAGUUUUAAAUCAUUGACAAGUCCGGGUCUAAAGACACCAAAACUGUUUAAAGGAUUUCAUAGUCCAAUUGUAAAGAGUAAAUUUAUCUUUGAAGAGCCAAUUGUUGCAAAAAUUGUUAAAAUUCAACCUCAGAGUUGGUCGAACGCAAUUUCGAUUCGUUUUGAACUUUUGGGUUGUUCGAAUACUAGUCAAGUCACAUCAUUACCAACUACUGAAAAAGAAACGACUCUUAUUGUAACGAGUACAGUUUCUCCGCCUAAAUUUUGUGAACAAGAAAAUUAUAUUUGGUUAACAAAAAUAGUAUCAAAAGAUUUUCUCUCAUAUUCAGCGAGUAGUUCAAAAGGUUCAUCAUUUAAACCUGAAAAUUCUGUUUUAAUUGAUAAAUCAACAAAGGAUUUACUGAAUCUAAAGAGUUGGCAACCACAAUAUCUUGAUAAGAAACAAUGGCUGGAAAUUAAAUUAGCAAAAGCAGAGCCACUUUAUGGAAUUAUUUUACAAGGAAGUUCGUCUGAUGAUAAAUACGUGACAAGUUAUCAUAUAAUGUAUUCGGAUAAUGGUUUAGUAUUUUCCUAUAUAAAUGAUAAAAAUGGUGAUCCAAAUGUUUUUCAAGGACCAAUUGAUAAAAUAAAACAAGUUCAACAAAUUUUUAAUCAUCCAAUUGAAGCUUCAAUUAUUCGAAUAAUUCCCCAGACAUGGCAUAAAGGAAUUGCGAUUCGUGCACAAUUAAUUGGCUGCAAUGAUGAUAAUAUAUCCAAUUUGAUGACAACUACAGAAAUUAUUUUCAUUGAAAAAGAAAUUCCUCCAGUUUGUAACGAUACAAUGGGAUUGGAUAAUGGAAUAAUGUCUGAUGAACAAAUAUCGUCAUCGUCAUCGUAUGAAAAACUUUUGCCUAAUUUAAAAUUAUCAUCACCAGGAAUAUGGCGAGCAAAAUUAGAUAAUCCGGAACAAUUUAUUGAAUUUGAUUUUUUGAGAGGACAAAAUUUAACUGGUGUCGAUACUAAAGGAGGUGAUAAUAUUUGGACUGUGGCAUAUAAAUUAUUUUACAGUAUCGAUGGAAAACAAUGGAAUCCAGUGAUUGACAAUUAUCAUCAGGAAAAAUUAUUCUUGGCAAAUAUUGACGAUAGUACAGUGAAAACAAAUUAUUUUACUCGUCCAAUUCAUGCGAGAUUUCUCAGAAUACAACCAAUUAAAUGGCAUAAUCACGUGGGUCUUAAAGCUGAGAUUCGAGGAUGCUUUACACCAUAUGCUGUAGUAACAACUUCAAAACCUCUAGAAAAAUUAGUGUCAAAAUCACCGGACGCAAAUUGCAAUAUUUGUCCAGGAAUUAAUAUUUUAAUUAGGGAAAAUUGUAAUUGUACAAAUUCACUUUGGUGGAAUGGAGAAUCUUGCGUUGGAAAUAAAGAAUGUCCUUGUGUUGUUGGACAUAUGCCAUAUCCAGUUGGUUCUGUUUAUGAGACAGAAGAUUGUCAACAAUGUUUGUGUACAAUGGGAGGCACUGCAAAUUGUCAUGAGAAAAUUUGUGAACCAUGUAAAGAAACGGGAUUUCGAUCAAUUGUUACUGAAUUAUGUGGAUGUGUCUGUAAACCAUGUCCUUUUGGCACUCGACUUUGUCCUACGAGUAAUAUUUGUAUUAACGAAACAUCUUGGUGUAAUGGAAUUCAAGAUUGUCCAGAUGAUGAAAAAAAUUGUUCACUCACCACAACAUUGAGGCCAAUAGAAACGACACUUGCCAUAAAAACAACAAUUGUUCCUCAAAAUGAAUGCGAGAAACCAACUUGUCCACCGGGUUAUAAAGUGAUUGAGAAAAAAAUAAGAAAGCCUCAUAAAUAUUCAAGUAGAUAUGCAGAAUAUCGUUAUGGAGGUGGAAGUUCAGGAGUGAAGAGUACAAAAGGUGGAAAUUCAGGAGUGAAGGGUACAAAAGGUGGAAAUUAUGGAGUUAAGGGCGGUAAUAAUAAAGGUGGUAAUCGUGAAAUUAAUGGAAUAAAAGGUGGAAAAGAAAAUUAUCAAGAGGAGAACAAAAAAUUAGAAAAAGAUCUUGAGUGUCCACAAUUUUCCUGUGUAUCUAAUCGACCACCACCUGAUUUUGAGGGACAAAAACCAAAAUCCUGUCCAAAAAUUGAAUGUCCACCUAAUUAUGAAAUAAUUUUUGAAAAAAUGAGUAUGUAUAAAUUUGAGGAUUGUCCACGAUAUACAUGUCGACCUCCGCCACCAACUGAAGUUGUUUGUAAAUUCAUUGGAAGAACAUUUAAUACUUUCGAUAAUAUGGAAUAUAAAUAUGAUAUUUGUAAUCAUAUUUUAGCGCGAGAUCGUUAUGCAAAUCAUUGGUAUAUUUCUGUGGAGAAAAAAUGUUUGGGUAAUAAAUGUGAGAAGGAUUUGAUAAUUGUUAUGGAUAAUGAUUUAUUUAUACUCUAUCCGGAUAUGCAUGUGAAUAUAAAUGAUUUUACAUUUACAUCAAGUGAAAUGAAACGAUUUAAUGAUAAAAAUAGUGGAAUUUAUAAAAUAUCGAGAGUUGGCGAUGUAUUGUAUUUUAUUUCCUAUCGUUAUGGUUUUUGGGUGAUAUUCGAUUCAAAUUCAAAUGUAAAAAUUGGAAUUUCUGUGAAAUUAUUCGGUCAAGUUGAUGGUUUAUGUGGAUUCUUUGAUGGUAAUUUAAAUAAUGAUAGACAAAAACCAGAUGGAACUGAGGCAAGAGGAACUUUGGAUUUUGGAAAUAGUUGGGUUAUUGAUGGAACACCAGAAUGUGAAUUGCAGGUGUGUUCUGAAGAUAUUCAAGAGAGAGCUUGGAAAAUGUGUAACGCCGUGAAAGAUCGUUCAUUGGCUGUUUGUUUGGGUGUUGUAAAUUUGGAUAAAUUUGUUUCUCGUUGUUUAGAGACCGCUUGCACUUGUUUACAAAGUAAUUCAACGUUUGACGAUUGUCGAUGUCGAAUAAUUACAUCAUUUGUUACUGAAUGUCAAGCCAAUGAUCAGGAUAUUGAUCUUUCUAAUUGGCGAAAUAUUCACAAUUGCCAAAUAGAAUGUAAGGCUCCACUUAUUCAUCACGAUUGUUUCAGACAUAAAUGUGAGGUGUGUUGCAAUAGUUUACAAGAAGUUGAACCAUGUCCAAAAAUGAAAGGAGUUUGUUUCUCGGGUUGUUUUUGCCCUCCGGGAACGGUGAGAAAUGGUGAGGAUUGCGUUCAUCCAACGGAAUGUAGAGAUUGUGUUUGUGAUGGAUUUGGAAAUACAAAAUUUGUAACUUUCGAUAGAAAGAAUUUUGUUUUCGAUGGCAAUUGUACUUUUGUUCUUUCACGCGAUUCUAUCAAUAAUGUUAAAAAACAUUCUGGUACUCACACAUAUCAGGUUUUAGUGACAAAACAACCGUGCGAAAGUGGAAUAUGUACAGAAUCAAUUAUUGUCUUAUAUCAAUCACACGUGAUACAAAUUAAAAAGAAUUCCAAUUUAAAGAAGUUCCUAAUUUUCAUUGACGAAACAUUAAUCAAUGAUUUGCCAUACAAUGUACAAUGGUUAAAUUUAAAAAAAUCGCCGGCAAAUGAUGUGACACUAUUAAUACCGUCAAUUCAAUUGGAAAUUAUUUGCUUUGUACAUGAUUUUGCUUUUACAUUGAGACUUCCGUCGCAAACUUUUGGAGACGCAAUGGAGGGUCUCUGUGGUGAUUGUAAUGGUAAUUUGGACGAUGAUUUUAAACAACAAAAUGGAAAGAUAACAGAUGAUGUGACAGAAUUUGGAUUAAGUUGGAAAGCAAUAGAUUUGCCAUCGAAUUUGAAAAUCAAUGAAGAUCAUUGUGUAAGUAAACAGAAGAAAUGUUCACAAAUUCUCGAUCAUAAUCCAUGUAAAAAACUUUUGGAUUCAUUGGAAUUUGGACAAUGUCAUCGUCUCGUUGAUCCAGAGCCAUUUUUACAAUCUUGUGAAGAGACAUUUUGUAAUAAUGGAAAUAUUUGCAAUGAUCUUGAGGCUUAUGCAAGAACAUGUCUUCAUGCUGGUGUUUGUCCAAAAUGGAGAAACAACGAUUUAUGUCCUUAUUCUUGUCCUUCAUUUAUGGAAUACAAACCAUGUGGAACCGUGUGUGUUGAGACUUGUGAAAGUAUAAAUAAUUUGGAGUCUCAAAAAUGUUCUAAUGAUUUAGCCGAAGGAUGUUAUUGUCCUGAGGGUGAAAUAAUGCACAAUGGAACAUGUAUUUCAAAAAGAAAAUGUCUUAGCUGCGAUGAUGAGGGACAUGUUGAGGGUGAUGUUUGGUAUCCAGAAAAAUGCACUAAAUGUACUUGCGACAAAAAAACUGUUAGUUGCCAAAAAACCGAAUGUGUUACGACAGUUUGUCAAGAAAAUUACGUUUCCACUUUGGUACCAGGAUCACAACAUGAAUGUUGUUCGAAAUACAUCUGCGUUCCAAAUGGUGGAUCUAAUUUAUGUGAAGAACCACAAAAACCAUCUUGUGGCUUUGGGCAAAUUUUAAAAGCAAGCGUUACAUCUGCCGGAUGUCAGAAAUUUAUUUGUGAAUGUUUACCAAAGGAACAAUGUCCCGAUUUAAGUGAUAUUAUUAUAUUUGACGAUGAAUUAGAACCCGGUUUUGUACGUAUUUUGGAUGAAUCUGGAUGUUGUCCGCAGCCUUCGAAAAAAUGCAAACCAGAAACUUGUCCUCAAUUUAAAGAAUGUCCAAGAUAUUUUAAAUCAGUUGAAAAUAAAGGAUCCUGUUGUAAUUUCAAUACAUGUGUACCCCCGGAAGACGCAUGCUUAGUGUCUGAUUUAAAUAAAAAUUCAUCUACGGAAAAUAUUGUGCUGAAGAAAAUUGGAGAAAAAUGGAGAGAUGGAAAAUGUACGACGUGCUCCUGUGAUAUUAUAAAUUAUAAGCCAAUGUCACAAUGCAUGACGAAAGAAUGUCCAAAAAUUCAUGAUCAUCCGGAUUUUAAUGAUUUUGUCCUUGAGGAAAUUGUCUUUCCAUAUGAAUGUUGUUCUGGCUUUGAAAAAACUGCUUGUAAAGAUAAUAAUCAAGUUUAUAAAGACGGAGAUAAAUGGACGCCGAAUCCAGAGGAUGUUUGUUUGUUAAAAAAAUGUUUUAACGGAAUAAAUGGAUUGCAAAAGGAAAUUAUAAAUCAAGAAUGUAACACAAUUUGUGACAAAGGUUAUGCAUAUCUACCAUCAUUAAAUAAAAGUAUUUCCUGUUGUGGUGAAUGUGUUGCUAUUGCAUGCGUUGUUGAUAACGAUCUGAAAAAUAUUGGAGACAAUUGGCAGUCCAUUGAUAAUUGUGUUAAUUACACUUGUCAAUUGGAAAAUGGUUCUCCACAAUUAAAAGCCUUCACUGAAACCUGCAAGGAAAUAGAUUCUUUUGAUGAACAAAAUUUUAUUUUAGAGAAGAGACCAUUAUUGGGAAAAUGUUGUCCUGAAAUUGUGAAAACAGCCUGUAAAUAUGAAGGAAAAAUUUAUAAAUCUGGAGAAAAAUGGAAAUCGUCGAGUGAUAAAUGUAAAAUUGAAAUGUGUACUGAAAAUUCAAAUGGAAUUGCAAUUCAACAAGAAAUUAUUACCUGUGUCAAGGAGUGUCCAAAAGGAUGGGAAUAUAUAGAACCGAAAAACGAAGAAGAAUGUUGCGGUAAAUGUGAGCAAAGAUUUUGUGUCGUUGAAAAUAAAUUAUAUCAACCAGAAGAAAAAUGGAAAUCUAAUGAUAAUUGCACAACUUUCGAAUGUGUCAAUCAACAUCAUCAGUUUCUAGUCACCAGUAAUCCAGCUAUUUGUCCGGAAUUAGUAAAUUGUCCUUCUGAAUUUGUUUAUAACGAUGGAUGCUGUAGUCGAUGUAAUUCUUCUUCUCUCAAUAUUGAAAAAAUAUGUAUGGCUGAAGUAAUUGAUUUGAAUGCCACAAUUGGCAUAGUUGUGGAACAACGUGGAUCAAAAUUGUGUAAAAAUUUACAACCCCUGAAAGGUCUUACAGAAUGUCGUGGUUCUUGUACAUCAUCAACUAAUUUUGAUCUUGUGACUUGGGGUCAACAAAUCACUUGUCGAUGUUGUUUGCCAACAAAUUAUCAGGCACUUAUUGUUGAAUUAACAUGUGAGGAUGGAAAAAAUUUUAGAAAACAAAUAAUGGUUCCUACAGCUUGUUCUUGUGAUACAAAAUCACAACCGAUUAAAAAUCGCAAGAUUGGAACAAAUACCAAAAUGAGUCGAGACAAAAUAUAUACAAAUAAUAAAUAUUAAUAUAAAACGAAAUAUAAGUAUUAGUAAACAAAGAAAAAUAUUUAAAAAAUGUAAAAUGUACUAAAAGCAAUUUAAUUAAAAUUAAUGAAUUAUCGAA